Molecule: messenger RNA, 1880 nt
Organism: Dermatophagoides pteronyssinus (European house dust mite)
Lineage: Eukaryota; Metazoa; Arthropoda; Arachnida; Sarcoptiformes; Pyroglyphidae
Product: MFS-type transporter SLC18B1-like
Biological process (GO): transmembrane transport
Molecular function (GO): transmembrane transporter activity
Source: RefSeq, a predicted model, not a curated record
AAAUUGAUAAUAAUUUUAAGUUCAAUAGAUUUUUGUUUCUUUCGUCGAAAAAAAAGUAUUUCUUUUCAGGAUCAAGUUCAAGUUAGAAUUUUUUUAAAGAACCUUUUGCCUGUUUCUGCAAUUGGCGCCAAUCGACAUUUUUGAAAAUUAUGGCCAUAAUAACCGAAUCAGCUGAUUUUAUUGACGCUGCUGCUGCAGACGAAAAUCAAUCAUUUGUGAGCCAAAACAAUAACCAAAAUGAUGAUCAUGUUGUGAUUGUCAAUUCGCAUCGUCCAAUUGUCAUUUCUUCUCAAUCUGAAUCGAUUAAUAAUCAUAAUCAUCGUAAUUCAAAUAUAAAACAUACAAGUGUCAUUCAACAACCAUUGACAUCGAUGCAAACCAAAUUCAUAAUCGUUUUGCUGGCUGUUUGUAAUUUUUUCAUUGCAAAUGGUGUUUCAUUACAGGGUCCUUUUUUCCCAAAAGAAGCUGAACAAAAAGGAGUAACACCAUUAAUCUAUUCAUCAAUAUUUGCCAUCUAUGAAUUGAUCAUGUUAAUCACAUCGUUUUUAUUUGGAAAUUUUGCCGAAAAAUUUAAACCAAAUCGAAUGUCCGGUUUAGGAUUAAUAUUGACCGGUCUGGCAACAACAGCAUUCGGUUUCAUAACCUACCUGAAUGUUCGAAUUGAAUUUGUUUUGAUUGCUUUCACGUUAAGAAUCAUUGAAUCACUUGGUGCAACUGCAUUUGCAACAAGUUCAUAUUCAUUCAUUAGUGUUUGUUUUCCCGAUCGUACAGCAACAAUGUUUGCAACAAUGGAAAUGUUUUUCGGUCUUGGUGUCAUAACUGGUCCGGUUAUUGGUGGUUUUCUUUAUAAUUUUGAUGGUUUUUUAUUGCCAUUUUUAACCAAUGGUAUUGUUAUUAUUAUUUUCGGUAUUAUAUUGAUUAGUAAACCGGUGGAAAAAUUAUUUUAUCAUGGUAAAUUGAUUGGUCAAAUGCAAACACAUAAUACGGGUAAUGAUAAUGAUGGUGGUAAUUAUCUUGAUGCAAAUGAUGAUCAAGAAUCGAAUACAUUGAUUUUACCGAUAAAUGAAUCAUCAUCAUCAUCAUCGGAAACAUCGAACGUUCGAAAUGAUUCGUCCAUCACUACUAUCGAAAAUCCAGAAGUAACAUUAGGAAGUUUUCUUUCAUCAACAAUCGUUUUAAUCGAUUCGUUCAUCAUCAUAACGGCAAUAACAUUGAUGGGUUUCAAUGGUGCAACAUUAGAACCAUUCAUUCGUCAUGAAGGUAUAUCCAAUCAAACAUUACAUACAAGUUUAAUGUUUGUUGCACUUGGUGCAUCAUAUUCAUUUUCGGCAUUAUUUUGGGGAAAAAUUUGUGAUAAAUUUCCAUCAUUUUUAAUUUGUUUUGCAUUGGCCGGUUCUUUCGUUACCGGUAUUGGACUGUUAUUUUUAGGACCAGUACCAUUUCUACAAUCAACAAUUCGACCAACACUAUUGACCAUAAGUUUAUGUAUGAUAUUAUUUGGUAUUGGUACAAGUUCAAAACAAGUUGCCGCAUAUACACAUGCAUUAAAUCAUACGAUAAUUGCGAGGAAAUUUCCAAAAAAUCAAAAAACUUAUGGCCUUAUAUCGGGAAUGUUUUUCUCUUGUCUUUCGUUUGGUGGUUUUAUUGGACCAAUUAUUGGUGGUUCAUUAUUACAAUGGUCGGAUUUUCAUCUAGCAACAUUUGUUAUGUUUUCAAUUGAAUGUUUUGUAUUUUUAAUAUUAUUGAUACUUCAAUGUUUUUAUCGUCGUUCAACAACAACAACCAUCAAUCAAUCGACUACAGCAACAGAUUUAAGAUAAUUAUGUAAAAUAAAGAAAUGGAAAUUGAUUAAUAUAAACCCCAAAAGAAUCAAAUUUUUG